CCAGGGUGGAGACCCGAUUUAAACGGGCCGGGCACCCAACCUACGACCCAAUACACAGCAACCUCUUUCCCUAAUCAAAUCAAUUGUUUGUUCAAGCUUUGAGAACCAGGAAAUAUAACCCUAGAAAUAAGACGACGAAAGACGUUAGCGUUUUCGCUCGACUUCGAUUGAGAAUUUCCACCAGAAUAUAUCAGUCGAUUGCAAAAAGAGAUAACCCAAAAUAACGAAAAGAGAGUUUUAUUUUAUCGGUUAAAAUCGUUGUUCGUGUAAGAGAAAUGGGAGAAGAAGAGGGAAAGAAGAGGAGGGUGGUGGUGGAGUCAUUGGGCUGGCUAACAGAAUCGUCGAUAUUGCCAAAGAAGCAUAGAGCUAUAGAGGGAGUGGGUCCUUCUUCCAUUCUUGAACUCAAAGCCCAACUCUACAAAUCACAGGAGGAGGCCAAGGUUUCUAAGCAAUCCUCUGCCUUCGCAGCCGCUUCAGAUGCCAAUUAUCACCGCGCCAAGAAGAAAGUCACUCCCUGCGACCCCUUCUCCGCCAAGAAUUCCGGUGUUGAAUCCCGCGCUCUGAAGGACAAGCUCGAGCUUAAAGCGGUUAAGGAUGGAUCAGCAAGCUAUGCAGCAUUGGAGAAGAAGGCAGAGCUAUAUGAUAAGUUAGUAAGAGGAGAGUUAUCUGAUGAGGAAGACAAGGAAAAGUAUUGUGUUGAUUUUUUCCGCAAGGGCUUUGAUCAGGAACACUCUCAGCCGCCACAAAACCGAAGCUUUGACGCAUCUGAUGCAGUAGCUCCGGAAGACGAAGACGGUGACAAUGAUGCCUCUUUGCUCUUCACCUCAAAAUUUGUUGGGCCUGGUCGAACAGCUGGUGCAAUGGAUAAAGAUGAGCACAAACGUUUUGUGAGGGAAGUUCAUGAAGAAGCAAAUCAAGCAAGGGAAAAGGUAUCAGAGCUCAAGCUGCGUAGACAGGAACAAGCAGCAGCUCAUAGGGAAAAACUAAGACAGGCAUAUCUUCGUAAAAAAUUAGAGAAACUGAAAGCUGCAUCAAAUGCAGAACAGAUAUGAUUAAGGAAAGGUGGGAGGUGAUCCAUAUUGUUCGAUCUUAAGAUCUAAUUCACAAGUUCAGACAGUGUGAAAACGUGACACAUGAACAUAUUGGAAAAUGAGAAAUUUUUGUCGAACCUAUUUUUUCUCUUUGUAUUAUAGAGCCCAAAAGCAUCCUCUGCAGCCAAUUGUCUGGUUUCUUUAGCUGUCUUGUAAAUGUUGUUCAAUGAGAUCAAAUAGAUAUUCAGGUUUAGACAUGUUGAAAUAAUUAUUUUCUGAUUUUUGCUGUAACUGAAAGCGUUUCCUUAAUGUUUACUUUCAGGAUGACACCUCUACUUA
Messenger RNA from Jatropha curcas, 1370 nucleotides. RefSeq lists its product as uncharacterized. Gene Ontology annotation, cellular component: nucleus. The record is from RefSeq and is a predicted model, not a curated record. Lineage: Eukaryota; Viridiplantae; Streptophyta; Magnoliopsida; Malpighiales; Euphorbiaceae.